AUGUUUAAUAAUAAUGAAGAAGAAGAAGACAAUUAUAGAAGACGUAGGGGAAGCGUAAAUUCAUCAGACAGUGAUUUAGAAAACGGUACGAACGAAGGUAUGAAUAAUUUUAAUAAUUAUAGUAAUUUUAAUCGGUAUCAUGAACAGAACAUAAAUUCAUGUGAAAUCGAUGAGAUUUGUGUUGAUGAUAGUAAUGAUGAUAGUAGUAGUAAAUAUAAUGAUAGAGACAAUAUAGAUAAUAACUUUGAGAUUAAUACAAAUAUAGAUUUUGAUGGUAUGUAUAAUUAUAAGAAUUUAAGACCAGUAAAUGAAAAUGAAAUAGAAUUAGUUGUUGAUAAUUUCUUUGAAAAAAUAAGAAAUAAUGAAGAAGUAUAUUCUGAAUGGAAAAUAUGUCCAAAUUUUAUAUUUAGAAUAUUAUUUAUAGCUAAAUCAAGAGCUAAUAAUUUUAUAUAUCCAGUUGCUUCUUCUUUUAUAGAAACGAUUCCAAAAGAUGAUUGGGUUAGUGAUUGGGGUUUUAGUAAUGUUCAAUAUUAUAUUAUAUUAAUAAAUAUUGCUGAUUAUAGGAAAUCAUAUUAUAAAAUUGAUCAUUUUAAUUUUAAUCAUUUAAAUACUGAUAGAGGAUGGCAUAAUUUUGUUCCUUUCGAAAAAUUAAGAGAACCAGGUUUUAUAAGUGAAAAUGGAGAAAUCAUUUUAAGAGCUGGUGUUUUUCCAUUUGGUUCAGAAUCUUAUAAAAAUAGUAGAGAUAUUAAUUAUGAUAGUAAAAUGAGAACAGGUUUUGUUGGAUUAAAGAAUCAUGGAGCUACAUGUUAUAUGAAUGCUUUACUUCAACUUUUAUAUCAUAUCAAUAUUUUUAGGAAAGCUGUAUGUAUGAUGAUAUUUAAUAUAGAAAAUAUUAUAGGGAAAAAAACUUUAAAAUUUUUCAAGAAUAAAUUUCAUAAGAAAAAAAGAAAAUAUAAAAAGAAGCACCACAGGUUUAGCAAACAUAUUUUACCUUUAAAUAAUAACCCGCAUUAUCAUCAUGACAACAAUUAUGAUAAUAAUAAUAAUAAUAAUAAUAUUAGUAAUAAUAAUAAUAAUAUUAGUAAUAUAUUAUUUCAAAAUGUCAGAGGAUAUGAGAGUGACAAUUGUAUGGGAUUAGAAAAUAAUCAAGAUGCACAAUAUUUAAAAAAAGAAACAAAAAAACAAAAUGUUGAAAUGAAUGAUCAAAUGGAUGAACAAAAAGAAGAUGAUAAUAUCCAUAUAUCAAAUAAAACAUCUAAUAAACUAAAUCCUGUUUCUUAUAAUACAAGAGAAAAAAUAAAAAAUAUUAAAUCUGAUUAUGAUGUAGCUAUUCAUAAUAAUAAUAAUACAAAUAAAUAUUCUUCUAAAGAUAUAUUAUUAUCACCUUCUUCAAUACCUAUAUAUUCAAAUCAUGAUAACAUUGUUGAGGAAAAACAAAAAGAGGGAUCUCUCAUAUUACCUAAUGGCUCAUGUCAUAAAUUAAAUAAUGUGGCAAUAAAGGAUAUACCCUAUGAAGGCACAUCAAAUGAAAAGAAUACAACCAACAAUAAUAAUAAUUAUAAUAAUAAUAAUAAUAAUAGAAAUAAUAAUAGAAGUAAUAAUAGAAGUAAUAAUAGAAAUAAUAAUAGAAAUAAUAAUAGAAGUAAUAACAGAAAUAAUAACAGAAAUAAUAAUAGAAAUAAUAAUAGUAGUAAGAGUCCCUUAUUAUUAAGGGAUGAAUCUUUUUCAAAGGAACAAAAUAAUACUACAAAUAGUUUAAUAGACAGCGAUACUAAUAACAACGAAAAAAAUAACAAAUAUAAUCACAAAUAUAAUAAUAAUAAUAAUAAUAAUAUGUGUGAUAAUAAUAAUUAUCAGUAUGAAAUAAAAAAUUAUAAGAAACAUACAUAUUCAAAUGUUUCCUCAUCAGAUCCAUCUAUCGAAAAUACAAGAAUUAAUGAUAAGGGAAAUGAUAAUGCCAAUUUCACUUGUCAUACCAAUAAUUCAAAUACUAACGAAGUAUCCAAACAUGGGAAAAAAAGCAAAAAGAAAAGUCUACAUGAUGCUAAAAAGAAUUUAAAAAAAAAAAAGAAAAUUAUUAAAUAUGCAAAUAAUGAAAGAAAAUAUGAAAAUAAUGCAGAAAAUAUUGAAAAUUUUGAAAGUGCAGAUAAUGCAGAGAGUAUGGAAAAUGGGAUAUCGCAAGUAUCCUCUUCUGACAACUUUUCUAAUAUAUCCAACAUUUCUCGAAAAAAAAAAAAAAAAUAUUCAUCUAAUAGUAAAUCAAAUCUCUUAAUAAAUAAUAAAAAAAUGAAGAAUCAUGCUUCAUUAAGUGCAUCUAAAAUUAAUAACCAUGAUGGUGAAUAUGAUAUGACAAGUGGACAUCCUAUUGGGAAUAUGAACAAUACUGAAAAUAUUAACAAUAUUGAUAGUAUGAAUAGCAUUAAUAAAAUUUAUGAGUUACACAGUGAUGAGCAACUCAUGAAAGAUAAUCGUGAUGUUGAUGGGGAUGAUUAUGGUGAUGGUCACACUAAUAAUCACGUUAAUAUUCAUGAUGAAGAAAAUUAUUAUGACACAAAUAUAAACAACAGAUACAAUUUUAAUUACUCAGACAGUGACUUAUCCGUCAUAUCAAUUACCUCUUCAGGUUCGUCAGCUUAUGUGUCGUGCUCAUCUUCUUCAUCAUCUUAUUAUUAUAAAAAGAAAAAAUCGAAUAAACAUGGCAAAUCAAAAGAAGUAGAUUAUAAAAAUAUUCUCCUAGAAGAAGAGAAUGAGAAGAAAAAUAUUCUUCCAACGUCUUUAGCGUUACAAAAUUUAUUUUAUAAAUUACAUACGGUAAAUGAAGCUGUUUCUUGUAAAGAAUUGAUACGAUCAUUUGGCUGGGAUGCGAGUGAUGUAUUUACUCAACAAGAUACACACGAGUUAUUAAAAUUAUUGUUAGAUAAGGUUGAAGAACAGAUGAAAGGUACGGUAGUUGAAGGUUCAGUAAAAAAGAUGUUUGAAGGUGAAGUGGAAACAUAUAUUGAAUGUUUAGAUAUAGAUUAUAAAAGUAUAAGAAAAGAAACAUAUGAAGAUAUCCAAUUAGAUGUUCAAGGAUGUAAUAAUAUAUACGAAUCAUUAGAUAAAGCUAUUGAAGCUGAAAUUUUAGAAGGAGAUAAUAUUUAUGAAACGGAUGGUUAUGGUAAACAGAAAGCUAAAAAAGGAAUGCGAUUCUUAAGCUUUCCUAAUAUAUGUAUAUUUUUAUUAAAACGAUUUACAUUUGAUUUACAAAGAAUGGAAACAGUAAAAUUAAAUAAUCGUUUCGAAUUUUAUAAAGAAUUAGAUUUAUCAAAAUACUGUAAUAAAAGUGGAAGUCAAUAUGUACUACAAGCAGUUUCGGUUCAUCAAGGAAACAUGAACAGUGGUCAUUAUUAUUCAUUUAGUUAUAAGCAUAAUGAAAAUUUCUGGCUAAAAUGUGAUGAUGAUAAAAUUUUUAGAGUCAGUGAAUAUUCUGUUAUUAAUGAUAAUUUUGGUGGCUAUGAUUUAAAUUUAGAUAACGAUUUAUACGAUUUCGAUAUAUCGGAUAAAAUAAAACAAAGGCUAAAAAAUUAUAGUGCAUAUAUGUUAGUAUAUGUUAAAAAGUCCUUAAUACCAAAACUAAUUAAAGAAUGUGAUCCAGCUGUUGUAAAUCCUCAAGUUGUUAAAAGAUGUAGACUAGAAGAAAUCAUUAAUAAAAAAAGAUAUAAACUUAAAGAUGAAAUUCUUGAAUAUGUUAAAAUAAGAGUUUUUGAUAAAUAUUCCUAUGUUCAUAAAUCUUUUCACGACCUUCCACCAUAUGGUAUCCCAUCAUUAUUCAAUAUCAAAUUUGAUCGUAGUAAAACGGUCAUUGAAGCAUUUUAUAAAAUAUUAAAAAUUAUUAAGAGGAUAUAUGCUAGGAAGAGCGAUAAACACAAAGCUAGGAUGUUAAAAAGAAUUAAUAAAAAUAAUAUUCAUAAGUCUAUAACCAAUGUGAAAGUAGCACACGAUGACGAUGUUAAGAAAAAUGAACCAACACAUGAUAAAAUAAAAACAUGUGAAAAGGAUAUAUCUAAUGAUGCUUCAAAUAAAAAAUCUCCCACCAAUAAUAAUAAAAAUAAUACUAGUAGUAGUAUUAGUAUUAGUAGUAACAAAAUGGAUACAAUGAGAAAUACGCGCCAUAGUUGUUAUGAUAUAAAUUCACAUGAGAAGAAAGAAGAAUCAGAAGAGAAUGAAGAAAAUGCAGAUAAUAAUAAAGAUGAAAGAAUUAUAUCCAAUGUUGGGGAAAAGAAAAAUCGAAAUAUUAAUUAUAAUAAUAAUAAUAAUAAUAAUAAUAAUAAUAAUAUGAAUGUUGACAAAAUACAUGAUCGUUAUAAAGAAACAUAUUCUAAACAUAUGAAAGAAAAAAGUAAAGAUGAAAAAGAUAUAUAUAAUAAUGUUCUAAUAAAAAAUGAAAGUAAUCAUGAUAAUAAAGAAAUAAUAAAUUGUAAUAAUCAUAGUAACAUAAUAGAUAACGAAAGUAAUCAUAGUGAUUAUUAUGAUAGUGAAUAUUAUGAUAGUGAUACGUCAUCUAUUAGUUUCUCAUCCUCAUAUACUUCAUCGGGUGAUUCUUCAUCUUCUAUAUCAUCUGUACCUUCAUGUUGUACUGUAAAAUCAUUAGAUAAAUAUAUAAAACAUAUAACAAAAAACAAAUUGACAAAUAUUAAAGCCGAACCACAUGUGAUAAAUGAUAAUACAUCACCAACUAAUAAUGUCCAACCCACAAAUAACAAUACAUUGUAUUCAUAUGUGUCAUGUUCAUCAAAUUCUGACGGUGAUUCCUCUUCAUCAUCCUAUGAUCAUUUAAAAAAAAAGAAAUGUUUCUAUGUUUUGUUAUCAUCGAAUGAUAUACAUCGUUAUUAUCCUUUAGAUAUGAAAAUGCAUAGUAAUAUAUAUUUAUAUGAUUUGUUUAAAAAGACAAAUAAAGAAUCGAAUGAUUUAUUUCCUACAAUAGAUGUAUUGUAUUUGCCUUAUAAUAAAAGGACGAUGAUAUCAUCAAAAAAUUAUAACAACAUUGAUAAUAAUAAUGAUAAUAUUAAUAAUAAAGAUAAUAUUAAUGAUAAUAUUAAUAAUAAUAAUAAUAAUAAUAAUAAUAAUAUCAAUAAUAAUAAUAAUAAUAAUAAUAAUAAUUAUAGAACCAAAACCGCGCUUUUUAUAUUCAAAUAUUUUGAUAUUUAUGCAGAAGAGAAAAUCAAUGAUUCAUCUCUCAUAUGCUUAGACUUUAUACAUUGCGAUAUACAUCUAAAACCUAAACAAUUAGAACUCAGAUUAAUUCAGAAGAUUUUAAAAGCUAUGGAAAAAGGAUAUAUCACUAAAUAUAAUUAUGAUUUAUUAAAAAAUUAUAUUAAUAAUGAAUAUUUUUAUUCAGAUGAUCCCUUAAAUUUUAAGAUAUUUGUAGAAUAUAAAAAUAAAUGUAAUUUAAUCAAAAAUAAAAAAAUUAUAGCACAUAAUAAAAUAUCACCUGGUGAUAUUUUGAUUUUUAAUUUCUUAAGUAAUAUGAAUUUAGAAAAAAAAAAAAAUUUUAUGCAAAGAUUAGGUAUGAGAAAAGAAGAUUUAUAUAUAGAAGAUGAAAAUUAUCCAUCAUAUAAUAUAGAUGCUAAUUCUAAUACUUUAUCUAAGGUUCUUUAUAAAAAAUUCAAACUCAUACAAAAAAUAUAUAAUUCUUGUUAUAUAAUUAAUAAUAAAAAUGGUAUAUAUUACAAAAUAUUAUUCGAUACAGAUAAAAAUGAUAAUAACAAAAAAAACAUCCAUAGUAAUAAAUAUAUUAUUUCUAGUAAUAAUGACAACAAUGUUUACACAACAAAUAUGGAUAAGGAAAAAAAUAUAAAUACGCAUCAUAUAAAAAAUGAAAACGAUACACAAACUAAAAAUUUAUAUAAUCAAAAAAAUAAAACGAACCACAACGAAUUAUUAAAUGAUAACUAUUUUGAACGUUUUAAUGAUAAUCACAAGCAGGAAGAAAAGAAUAAAACUAAUAUGUAUUUAAAUCAAAAUGCAUGUACAUCUAAAAAUGAAAAAGAUGUGUAUAUUUAUAAUGAUGAUCAAGAUUAUACAAGAGAUGCCAACUAUUUUAAUUUUAUACCUUCAUGUGAAAGGGUUGCUAAAAUGAAUUCAGGGAAAAAUCAAAAUAGAAACAUUAUUAAUACGUAUGAUAAAGGUGAUAGGCAUAAUAAAAAUGAAAUACAUGAUCAAAAUGAUGUAUAUGAUAAUAAAAAAAAUGAAGAUUCAGAUAGUGUUAUACUUUGUAAUGAAGACGAAAAUAUAUCAUCUUCAGUAUCAUAUAAACUACAUGACAGAUAUAUCAUGGACAAAAGUAAUAAUAAUAAUAAUAAUAAAAAUAAAAAUAAUAUAUAUCAACAUAAUGAUAUACCAAGUAACAUGAAUUUUAAUAUAUUUAAUAUAAAUAAAGAUAAUUUAUGUUAUGAAGAAGUUAUGAAAUUAUAUCAGUAUUUAAAAAAUUACGGUUCACAAUUAGAAAGAAAUAAUAUUACAUUUACAUAUACCUUAUUAAAUGAAAACAUGUUACAAGAAAUAAAGGAAAGUUCUUUUUAUAAUCAAAAAAAAAAAGAACAAAUUUUAAAAAAAAAUAAAAAUAUCCAGAUAUUAAAUGAUGAAGGAAUAAAUAUAUGUAGAGACUAUCAAUAUCCUUUUUAUAGUCCUCCCACAUCUGAUGUAUGUACCGACGAAGAUAAUAACAAUAAUAACAAUAAUAACAAUAAUAACAACAAUAAUAAUGACAAUACUUGUAGUAGUAGUUGUAGUAAUGUACACUUUAGAAGAAAACAGAAAAGAAAGAAACAAACAAAUCUUGACAACCCAAACGAAAUUUAUAAUAAUAAAGAUAAUAAACAAAUAAAUCAACAUAGAAAUCAAAAGGAUAUUAUAAAAACUCAGAAUUGUAUUUCUCCAUAUAAUAAUAAUUAUUACAUUAAAGAAAAUGAUAAUAAUAAUAAUAAUAAUAAUGAUAAUUUACGAAUUAGUCAAGGUAGUAAGAAAAAAAUUGUAGAUAUAAAAAAAGUUAGUAGUAUCAAUAAUAUAUCCACAUCUAAUAAUUUAAAUUCAUCAAAUGAACAUAAUAUAUAUAAUGAAAUUAUGGUGAAAUGUGAUUCUGAUAUAUCCAUGUGUUCAUCUGCCAACUCUUGUUUGACUUAUACAUCAGAAAGUACAGAUUUCUAUUUAUAUCCAGCAGAGGAACUUGUGGAAUUUGAGUACGCACAAGAAAUAUUUGAUCAUAAAAAGAAAAAAAUCAAAAAGAAAAAAUUAAAGAAGACGAAGAAAAAAAAAAAAAAUCAAAAUAUAAAAAAUCAAGAAUCAUCUAUACUAUCCAAUUCAAAUGAUGAACAAGAUGAUGAUAAGAAAUUGAGACAUUCAAAAAUUUUAAGUGUACAUAAAAAUAGUAUGACAAAUCUUGACGAUGAUAAAAGAAAUGGAAACAAUAAUGAUGAACUCAUAAAUGAUUUAUUCGAUGCGGAAAAAGAAAAAUAUAUAUCCAAGGAUGCCACAUCAAAUAGUUUUAAUAAAAAUAAAGAAAGAGAUAAUAAUGUACGUAGAUUAUCAAAUGUUCAUGUUGAAAAUAUGGGAGAUACAUAUGAUAUAACAAAGGGAGAUUUAAAAAAAAGAACACGUGAUAUAGAGAAAGGUAUGGGUACUAAUGUAAAUAAUAAUGUAAAUAACAAUGUAAAUAACAAUGUAAAUAACAAUGUAAAUAACAAUGUGGAUAAUAUGUCUUCUAUAUAUGAAGAAAACACUACAAAGGCACAAAUAUUGAUAAAAGAUGAAUUUUUAUAUACGAACAAAAAUAUGACGGACAGUAAGGAAGUUCCUAAAUCGCAAAUAAUUAAUGAGAAUAAUAUGAAUAAUACUGUGUUUUCUAAAGAGGGUUUAUUAAAUAAUGAAUUGUGUAAAAGGUCUUUAUAUGUGGAAGGUAUCAAUGAAAAGGAUAAAAAGAAUGAUAAUAAUAACAGUAACAAUGUUGUUAAUGAUAAGAUGGAGGAACAAGGAACUACCCAACUAAAGGAUAAUAAUAUUAAUGGUGGUGAUGAUGAUGAUGAUGAUAAUGAUAAUGAUAAUGAUGAUAAUGAUGAUAAUGAUGCUAAUAAUAAUGAUAAUAAUAAUGAUGAUGGUAUAAAAAGAACAAAUUCUCGAAGUCAUAGAAUUAUAAAAAAAUGUGGAGGGGUUCCACACAAAGAAGAACCGAUUUUGCCAUUUUAUGUCAUCUGUGACUAUGUAGAUUUUAUUGAGCGUAAAUAUUAUGUUAAUAAAAUACGGUUUAAAUUAUAUGAUCCAAUUUAUCAAUUAGGAAAAUAUAAAAAUUGUGCAGGAAUAUUAUUAAAAAAGAAUAUAAAGAAGAAUUUUCCUAAUUAUAUUGAUUCUCACUUUUUAUUUUUAAAAAGAGAAUUAUUAAAAAUUGAUUUAGAUAUAGAUAUAAGAUGUCCAACAAAACAAAUAUUAAAACAUGUAUGUUAUAAAUUAAAUAUAGAUCCUACUCAUAUAUUAAUAUAUUCAUUUCCCCCUUUAACAAGUCCUGUUAAUUAUUCUUCAUAUAAUAUAGAUUCUUUUACAUAUAAAACAGAUCAUACAGAUUAUUCUAAUUAUCAAAAACAUAAUAAUGUGGUACAAUAUGGACAAGCACCAUUUGAUGCUUUAUUAAAACAACAUUCUAUGUUACUAGAACAUCAUCCAAUGACAGAAAAUAAAACCUUCUGUUUGUCUAUUUUACCAUUUCAUUAUAAAUAUACAUCCAGAUUAUAUCCUAUAGAAAGACCUAAAUAUUUUUAUUAUGUUAUACAUUUAUUCAAUGCACAUGUACAAUCAGUGGCUGCUUUCACUGGACAUAUUAAAAUUAAAAAAGAAAUAAAUGAUGAUAUGAAAACACAUGAAAAAUUGUAUGAACAAAAUGAACAAGAUUUAAAUAGCGAUUAUUCAUCAUCACUUUCUGAAAAUUCUAGUAGUACAAUUGUCAAUAAUGAAUAUAUUACAGAUAAUUAUACUACUGUACAAGACUUAAUUGAUAAAAUCAAAUUAGAAAUAAACCCAUACCUAAAAAAAAGAGGUAUAGAUAUAAAACAAAAAUUUAGGUUGCUAUAUUCGUUUGGACCACAAAUCAGGUAUCUACAUUCUGAUGAGUAUCUGGUAGAAAUUGAUUUUGUAAAAUCAAAUCCAAUCAAAAAUUCGUACGUUGCACCCAUAAGAAUGGAGCCUGACUUUUCGGACGAACAAAAGGAAAUGAUUAAACGGAACGAAUUGAAGGUAAUUCAUGUUUUUAAUCAAACCCCAUCAAAAGAAAUAUUCGGUUACAGUUUUGACGUCCUUGUGGAGCCAAAUGAUAAUAUGCAGGAUAUAAAGCAUAAAAUAAAGAAACGAACAUUACUUCCUAAAUAUAUAUUUGAUAAAAUUACAUUUUUCGAAUUUGAAAAUGGUCAAAGGAUAUGGAGAUCUAAUGAUGAUACCAUAAACUGGAGUAAUAAAGACUAUGCUAUUCUUAUAGGAGAACAUCAUGCACCAUCUCAAUCAAAAGCUCAAAUGGGAAUGAAAAUAGCAUAA
Plasmodium falciparum 3D7 is the source of this 9552-nucleotide messenger RNA. RefSeq names its product putative ubiquitin carboxyl-terminal hydrolase. Lineage: Eukaryota; Apicomplexa; Aconoidasida; Haemosporida; Plasmodiidae. Gene Ontology annotation, molecular function: cysteine-type deubiquitinase activity. Gene Ontology annotation, biological process: protein deubiquitination. The record is from RefSeq and is a predicted model, not a curated record.